AUUAUGUGGCAGUGUUGGCAGCAGUGCACUUCCUGUCGUGUCUAUGCCUGUGACGCUGCCAUUUUGAUUUUGAAACGGCAGUGCUUUUUGUUCGUGUGGAGCGUUUGCUCGUUGUGAAGAGUAGAUUGUGAUUUAGCAAAGUAGUUUUAUUUUUAAUUGAACUUUAUCAAAAUGAGCUGGCAAGAUUAUGUCGAUAAACAGUUAAUGGCAUCCAGAUGUGUAACAAAAGCAGCGAUUGCCGGUCACGAUGGAAAUGUCUGGGCCAAGUCAGAAGGUUUCGAAAUAUCAAAAGAUGAGGUUGCGAAGAUAGUAGCGGGAUUCGAGAAUGAGUCACUCCUCACGAGCGGCGGAGUGACGAUAGCGGGCACGCGGUACAUCUACCUCAGUGGCACAGACCUCAUCAUACGCGCAAAACUUGGCAAAGUCGGCGUACACUGCAUGAAAACGAAGCAAGCCGUUGUCAUUUCUCUGUACGAAGAACCCAUCCAGCCCCAGCAAGCCGCAUCCGUAGUGGAGAAGUUAGGAGACUAUUUAAUUACCUGUGGUUAUUAGAGAUCGAAGCGCGCCGUGAUCUAAGAAUACUAUAAGAUAAUAUUUUUUCCACAGGGAAAUAAGUAACUGCAUUUUGUAUAUUCUAUAAAGUGAUAAGGACCGUUCAUUUGUUUUGAUAUUUGAUAAAUUAUGGCGUCAUCAGUGUCUGAUGCGUUUAGUAACUGCAGAUACAAUUACUUUGCGGAUUCUGGACCCAUUUUUUAUACCGCUCACCGCUUCCACAGAGUGAUUGUUACUGUGAACUGGUUUAAAAUUGUAUUUUAAAAUUUGCUUUCCUUGACCCGUAUAGUAAAGCAUAAUCAAAGCUUUGCAAGCAGGUCUCAAAGCAUGAUGUAUAGAGAUUUUUUUUAGGUUUUCUCUUCAAGCAUCUUGAUACGUGUCUCUUAAAAUCACACUUAAUAUUUUUAUGAAUUUCUUUGUAAAUCAUCAGAUCAUCUGGACAUGCGGAUGCUUGAUUAGAAGUAUAAUAACCACGUAAUGAAAUUACUGUAACAAUAUUAUACGACAUUAUAUAUAAUUACAAAAUAAGCAUUCGUGUAGUAAGGGCUUGUUACAAAUGAAAGACACUGUAACCCAAGUAUUACAAUUUUAAAAAAUCUCUAGUCCCACUGGAACCAUCGUGUGAGUAAUAUGUCCCAUACACCGGCGAGGCGCGGCCCGCUGCCGGGCCCCGGCUCGAAGGCACACGCGCCCCCAUAUCAGAGUUCUGCUAAGCUUUCUUUUAAUUGCGUCGCAUUUAUAAUGUUGUGUAGUGAAUAAUAAACAUUUUGCAUUCUGUUCUUAUAAUGUCUUGGCUACAGAAA
Molecule: messenger RNA, 1355 nt
Organism: Ostrinia furnacalis (Asian corn borer)
Lineage: Eukaryota; Metazoa; Arthropoda; Insecta; Lepidoptera; Crambidae
Gene: chic
Product: profilin chickadee
Exons: 4
Coding region: 172-552 (126 amino acids)
Cellular component (GO): cell cortex
Molecular function (GO): actin monomer binding
Source: RefSeq, a predicted model, not a curated record